Oppia nitens is the source of this 1322-nucleotide messenger RNA. Its product is annotated as histone-lysine N-methyltransferase SMYD3-like. Lineage: Eukaryota; Metazoa; Arthropoda; Arachnida; Sarcoptiformes; Oppiidae. The annotation marks the transcript as partial. The record is from RefSeq and is a predicted model, not a curated record. Gene Ontology annotation, cellular component: nucleus. The transcript is spliced from 6 exons.
CUGAUAUCAAUAUAAUGCUCGAUAAAAUGUAUGUAACAAAAGGCGAUCUAAUUAUUACGUCCAAACCGUUUGCAUUUGUUUUGUUCUCAUUGGAGGCCAACUACCGGUGCGAUCAGUGUUUUAAAAUACUUAAAACCAAAAUAUCAUGUUUUAAGUGCUUAAAAGUGGCGUAUUGUAGCCGUAAAUGUCAGUCGGAGGCCACAGAACAGGACAACCACAGACUUGAGUGUCCCGUUAUGAUGAACCGUCCCCUUUGGACAAUGACUAGACUUAUUACACGUGUUAUUAAACGGUUGGAAAAGUCGGACACCGAUAUGGAAGUAGUGAUCGGCAAUCAUAAACGGGACUGGAGUUGUUUAAUGGACCAUUACGACAAUAUAGUUAAAGAUUAUUCAGUUAUGCGUGACUUUGAGCUUAUUUAUGAUGAUUUGUGUCUAAUUUUUGGUGACACACUGCCGAAGAUGGAGACAAUUAUAAGCAUUUAUGGCAAAUUGCUUAUCAACUCAUUUGCUAUUCAGGACCCACUUAUGAAACCCAUAGGCAGAGCUAUAUAUCUUGGACCAUCAAUUUUUGACCACUCCUGCCGACCGUCGGUUUCAUUCAUGUUUAUUGGUACACAACUGUACAUCAAAGCCAUUAAGUCUAUGCCUAUCACCGAUAUAACUGAUCUGAAGAUCUCUUAUAUAGACGAGUUUGAGACCACCGAUGAACGACAAAAAAUACUGAGAAGUGCCUACUAUUUUGACUGCGAUUGUGAACGCUGUUGUUUAACUGAAUGUGUGGUCCAAAUGUAUGAACAGAAAGAGUUGCGAUCGUUUUGUGAAAAGAUUGAACAGUUGUCUCAGGAGAUGAUGGCUAAGCAAUUGAUUGCACGCACCGGUGGUUCGGGUCAUCAGAAUUUUGGUGUCAGUAUUGCCCAAAAUGAUAACAAUAUAAUUAGCGAAUUGGUGGCCAAUUUGCGCAAAGAUGUGAUGCCAUUGAAUACUGUACUGCAGGUGAAGAUCGCCGAGUUUGUGGCCAAUCGGGACAACAAUUUUGAUUUGUGGAUCCAAGUGAUGGACAUUUUCAGACGAUAUUACGGUGAUUGUCACAAUCGGUUGGCCGUAAAACUCUAUUUGUUGGCCAAAUCGGCUAAUAAGUAUUCGUCGCUAAAAAAUCAAAUGUUAACUGAGGCCAAAGCUAUAGCUGUUUAUAUAACACCAAACUUAAGAGAUUAUACCAGAGAUCAGUUGACAGAAAAGAGAGAUAUCGUUAAAUAUGAUAGACAUCAGUCACUAUCGGAUUCAUUACUUAAUUCAACGCUUUUAUAUUUGAUUGAAUCG